This is a messenger RNA of Populus nigra (black poplar), 1825 nucleotides long. Its product is annotated as tubby-like F-box protein 8. Gene Ontology annotation, molecular function: protein binding. The coding region runs from base 287 to 1558 and encodes 423 amino acids. The record is from RefSeq and is a predicted model, not a curated record. The transcript has 5 exons. Lineage: Eukaryota; Viridiplantae; Streptophyta; Magnoliopsida; Malpighiales; Salicaceae.
CAAGUGCUCCUCUGCAUUCAAAAAAAGGGACAUCAUAAAAAGGAAGCUAACUCCCUAUUCCAUGCUUGUUCUUAUAAUCAAAUUUCAAGUCCGCCUGUUGCUGCUGUUGGAGCCGUCUCUAGAGAGAGAAAUAAGAGAGAGAAAACAGAUAGAGGGAGAGCGAUGGUGUUGUAAAGUUGUGAACUCGUGUUCUGGUUUGUGAUCAUCCAUACACUUGACUGUAAAUAUAAUUCAUGCGAUCACAUUGAAGCGUGUAUUAACUUAUUCUGCAAGUGUAUUAGAGGAAAUGUCAUUCCGUAGUAUAGUUCGUGACAUGAGGGAUGGGUUUGGGAGCUUGUCGAGGCGGAGUUUUGAGGUCAGGCUGCCAGGUCAUCACAGAGGGAAAUCUCAUGGCUUAGCUUGUGAGCUGCAUGACCAGCCAGUGGUCAUCCAGAAUAGUCGUUGGGCUGGUCUUCCUCCUGAGUUAUUGCGGGAUGUGAUCAAGAGGUUGGAGGCUAGUGAGAGCACAUGGCCUGCCCGCAAGCAUGUUGUUGCUUGUGCUGCUGUGUGCAGGGCUUGGAGAGAAAUGUGCAAAGAAAUUGUCAGAAAUCCAGAGUUCUCUGGCAAGAUCACUUUCCCAGUUUCCCUAAAGCAGCCAGGGCCCAGAGAUGGAACUAUCCAGUGCUUCAUAAAGAGGGACAAAUCAAAAUUAACUUACCAUCUUUUCCUUUGCCUUAGCCCUGCUUUGCUUGUUGAAAACGGGAAAUUUCUUCUGUCUGCAAAACGUACCCGGAGAACCACAUGCACGGAGUAUGUUAUCUCCAUGGAUGCAGAUAACAUAUCAAGAUCAAGCAACACUUAUAUUGGAAAACUGAGGUCAAAUUUUCUGGGUACGAAGUUCAUAAUUUAUGACACACAGCCACCAUACAACAAUGCUCUGCUUUCACCACCUGGUCGAAGCCGCAGGUUUUACUCAAAGAAAGUUUCUCCGAAGGUCCCUACAGGCAGCUAUAACAUUGCUCAGGUUACAUAUGAGCUGAAUGUGCUUGGCACCAGGGGUCCACGAAGGAUGCACUGCACCAUGCACUCUAUCCCUGCAUCAUCCCUUGAGCCAGGUGGGUCUGUCCCAGGCCAGGCUGAGCUCCUCCCACGCUCCCUUGAAGACUCGUUUAGGAGCAUUUCCUUCUCAAAAUCAAUUGACAAUUCAACCGAGUUUAGCAGUUCCCGGUUCUCUGACAUUGUUGGGCCUCGAGAAGAUGAAGAGGGAAAGGAGAGGCCACUUGUUCUUCGGAACAAGGCACCAAGAUGGCAUGAGCAGUUGCAGUGCUGGUGCCUCAAUUUCCGUGGGAGAGUGACAGUAGCAUCUGUCAAGAAUUUCCAGCUUAUUGCUGCAACGCAACCUGCUGCUGGUGCACCGACUCCAUCACAGCCUGUACAGUCUGAUCAUGACAAGAUCAUUCUUCAGUUUGGUAAGGUUGGUAAGGAUAUGUUCACCAUGGAUUACCGGUAUCCUUUGUCUGCGUUCCAGGCUUUCGCAAUCUGUUUGAGCAGCUUUGACACUAAAUUGGCUUGUGAAUAAAGAAAAUGGUAUCGACUAUAGAAACAUUUAAUUGGCAAGGUAUUUCUUUUAGGGCUCUCUAGGAUGGGGUGGUCGUAGCUGUAUGCAGUCACUGUACAAGUCGUAGUGGACUGUAAAGUGCAAAAAACCGCGUCUCAUUGGAGGGGUCUUUCCUUUGUCACCCUUUUCUCAUGCUUCAGUUGGAUUAGUUUGCUUUGAAUGAUUCCAUCAUGUUUUCAUAUAUUGUUAAACUUCUUUCUUGUAAUAUGACAAAACUAUGUUCAGACA